ACUUACGAUUGUGCGUGAUAAGUUUGAUUUAGACUGGCGAACUGUUGUCGUUUUAAGCCCUCUGAAUUCCGUCAGAAUGUCGUGUGCCUUGCAUAUUUAAACGUCUGUUACCCCCACGCUCUGCUCUUGCGAUAAUUCUGUUUCAGAUUUUCAGCAUUUGUCCACCGUUAGUGUUUCACAAGAGCGGCAAAGGGGGAAGCAAUACAAGUGAAAGUUGACCAGCUUCACGCGACGUGGCAGGGAACGGCUCCUGACUGUGUGUGUUAAUUGUGCGUGCAUUCGCCGCAACGAAGUGUCCCCAAGAAACAGUGGAGGAUGAUUAAGAAGUCGGAGCCUGAUGGCGAGAGCGGAGAGAAAGAAGAGGAAGGCGGAGGGGGAGAGAAGACCAAGAAGCGAUCAGAGACCCCCACCAAGGCCAAGGUGGUCAAGUGGCAAUAUGAUGCCGAUGCAUUGCACAAGCUUCGAUACAGCCCAGGUACCAAGAAGAGACCCCUGUGCUUAGCUGAGGAGUAUUGCGAUGAUAAUGGUAUUUGGGAUCCAGAGAAGUGGCAUGCUGCAUUAUCAGGGAAGAGGUCACGUGGUCCUUCACCUUUGACCCUCCAGGAAGGAGGUCGGGACAGAAAGAAAUUUCCAGGUGAUGUCAAAGAUCGCCUGAAAGACGAUAAGGACGGUAUCAUUCUGAGCCCCCAGCGGCGUAGCUUCGGCCACGGCUGCAGCGUCACCACCCCGCUCAACACCUCCCUGCCCGCCCACCUGGGUGCCAACUUCAGCGAGCGGGGAGAGGGGAAGGAGGCGGUGGCCCGCAGCGUGCCCGCCCGGCGCAUUGGCAGCGGCCGCAUCAUUACCCGCAACCGCUCGCUGGACCAGGAGGAGUCCGAGACGCGGGAGCGGAGGGAGGCUGGGAGAUACGAGGACAGGGGGAACCAGAGGGUGUACAGCAGGCGGGGUAGCUACGGCAAUGCGGACCGGUCAUGGAGGACCCCAAAACAAGAGGAGCCUGAGUGGUUCACUGAAGGUCCUGAGAGCCAGUCAGACACUAUCGUGCUUCGUGGUUUCAGCAGUAAACUCCUCGAAGACAGCGAUAGUGACGCAGAAACCAAGGAAGCUGGAGGGCCGUCGGUUCAGAAUCGCAACGGCAGCAUGGAGACGGCCAGCUCCAGCUCCCCAGACCUGAGCCGGGAGAGACCAGAGACCAUGCCAGAUGCCCGGCCCAACACACCCGGCAAAGAGUUUGACAUCAACGACUUCUUCAAGUUCGCCGAUCAGAUCCCCAUGCCGAUGGUAGCAAGCCCCGAGGAGACGGAGCGAUCGGGCAAGAGUCGUUUCAGUCACCUGUUCACGUCGACAGUGAGCCGCAGCCGCAGUAACAGCAACAGCCGCAGCAAUAGCAGGAAGUCCUCGCUGCACGAGGAUGAGUUGGACUUCUUAAAUGAACUGACAGGUCGGAGCAGCCCUGCGUUGAUGUCCCCCGCCUCCGUCUUCACCCCAAUCAAGCCCACUGGCGACCACGCCCUGCACCACCCACACCACCAACGCCCGCACCACCAGCCGGAGGUAAGCGGCCAGACCCAGCAGUCCCUGCUGCACCUGCUGCAGAGUGGUCAGGCACUGCCCAUGCAACAGGGUCACUCAGCUCCACCAGGCCCUGUGAAAAGUCUCGCUGAAAUUGAGGCGGGCCUGAAGCAAGCCUCCCUCACCCCGAAGCAGGACCGCGGCCGGUCCACACCCCCUGCUGUCCCCCUAGCCAGGCAGGCUGGACCCCCUAUCAGCGGCGCCGGCGGUGGUGGUGGUGGGGUAGGGGACCUGUUUGCCAUGAUGGGCGGCCAGAAUAAGGAGGACCGGACGGCCUUCAACCGGCUGGUGUCCAGCAUGAGGGCCUCGGGCAACCUGCCAGCUGCUAAGAUGCCACCCCCUGUCGAGGGCCGUUCCCUGUCCCCCAUCGAGGUCCAGCUCCUCCGUCAGCGUUUGACGCCCUCCCCACAGCCCCCGGCCCAGCAGCUGUACGGUCCCGGCCAGCCCUCCCCUCACCACUCCAUCAGGAGCACUCGGGACCCCGCUGUUGCGGCAGCCGCUGCUAACAUGGCAGCCAUGAUGGCUGAGAGUCAGCACCAGCAACAACAGCAGCAUGGAAUGAUGAUGGGGAACCAGGGAAGACGGCCACCAGCCCAGGGGGUUCCCCCCACCCUGCUGGUGCCAGACAUUGUUAACAGAAUCCCCUCACCCAUUGACCAGGAAGUCAUGGCUACCCUUAUGGCCCAGGGCACGCCCUCCUCCCAGGACCGCCAGCCCCAUCUCCUGAAGCCCACACCCACCAACCAGCAGGAGGUGAUGAAUGCCCUGCUGCAGCAGGCCUCUGCCAACCCCACCCUGGCGGCCGCCCUGCGCACCCCGGCCGGGGUUGCGCCCCAGGCGGGCAUCAGCCCGGUGGGGCGGGUGCCGUCGCCGGCGAUCCCGCAGGAUCUGCUGCACCAGGCAUUAUUGCAGCAGCAGCAGCACACGCCUAGAACGCCGUCGCCAAUAGCUUUUGGCCAGCAGUCCCCCCUCCCCGGCGGCCGGAGCCCUAUCCCCUUCGGCCUGCCAGGGGCCACCUCCCCUCUCUUACCCAAUGCCCGCUCCCCAGUCAUUCCAGCUAGCCCAACAACCACCCCUAUCCGGCCCCGUGUGCCAUCCCCUCAAGAGCUGGCCAAGCACACCCAGAAUAUCCUGCAGCAGGCGUUAAUCAAGAGACAGCUGGAGUUGCAGAAGGAGAAGUUCAUUGCUCGGGAAUCUGCCAGAUCCAAGUCUCCAGUGCCAUCUAUCCAAGGUCCUGGCACCUUGGCUGGUCAGAUGCCGGCAAGCUCUGCCGGGCAGACACCCUCCCCCAGUGCCAUGUCCCCACAAGUCCAGACAAAGUCGAUGCCUAAGAUCAAUGCCACGGCCUUCACGCCCACGUCAGUGAUUCGCAAGUGGCACGAGACACGGGCUGAGGCCAAGAUGGCUAGCAGCGCCGAAGCCAAGAAGGAGAGUGACUUGAAGGAUGCUGACUGGAAAGCCACAGACAACUUGUCAGGUUCACCAAAGCACACCCCCGUUAGGGAUAAACAAGCCCCUAGCAUUCAGACCCCAACAGUGACCCUCACCACUGCCACACCCCCACGCUCCUCAGCGUCGUCUGAGCCCGGAGUGGGCGGGGACUCCACGGGAGUGGACGGCAGCACCUCCAAGCAAGACGGAGGUCUGUCGCCGAUGCACAAGGCCAGGGAGCUGCAGGGCGGGGAACCAGGCGAGCAUCACCGAACACCCCCAAGGCCGCCCAUGCUACAGGAGGAGAAUCAGAUCACGAUUCAGAAACAGCAGCAACCGCAGAGAAUGCAAGAGCAACAGCCGACCGCGUCACAUUCCUCACCAUCCAGACACCCUGCCAAACAUGUGGAGCACCAACAGCAACACCAGGCCAACCAGCAGCAGCCAGGCUCGGACCACAGCUUUGCUGUGGACGGCAGGAGCCGUGGUCCCCCGCGCCAGCCCACCAGGCCCAGCAGCCACUCUCCGAUUCCCCCCGGCGUGGGCGGUCACCGCGGGGUCUCUCCUCGCCCCCCGUUUGGCCCCGGGGGCUUACCGCCCAGGAUGAAUCCUAACAUGAUGGGGUCACCGGCCGCUGCCCAAGCUCAGGCCCAGGCCCAGGCAGCAGCGCUGGCUCAGGCAACCCUGCUCCGUGGGGCAUUAUUCCAACAAGCCAGUGGCAUGCCUCCACCUAUGAGAGGAGGAGCACCGUUCCCUCCAAUGCAGCAACAGGCGCAGACCCUUCCCAACAUGCCUCCCCCCAUGGCCUCCAUGCAGAUGCUGCUGAGUCAGAUGAAUGCCCUCCCUGGGGCCAAUCCCAUGGCGGCGUUAGUAGCUGCCGGAAUGCAGCAGAAACAGCAGCAGCAGCAGCAGCAGCCAUCUCAACAUCGACCGCCGCACGCCAAUCAACAGCAGUUCAACCAGCAAGAUAUGUUCAAGCACAUGCCCGAGAUGUCGGUACCGCAGCAUCAGUCUCAUCACUUGCAACAGCAACAACAUCACCAGCAGCAACAGCACCAGCAGCAGUCACACCGUCCCCAGCACCACCCCCAGUUUGUCUCCCCACCCCAGUCCCACAACCACAUCGAUGACAGCGGCAUCGGCAUGAACGGUGGCGGUGGCGGCGGCGGCAUUGGUGACGCUCGUCACUCCCCAGUCAACCAACUGGCCAAGUGGUUUGGGGCCGACGUACUGAGCAAGCCCCUGCCCCAGAUGGGGCCCGUGCUGCCCCAGGGCCAGAAGGUCAUGUCCGUGGAGGAGUUGGAACGCCAGCAGCAGGUGGUGGGCUGAGGACAAGAGGUCGCGGGGCCAAGGGAUGAGGUCAGAGUUUGCCUCAUAACAGGCCGAUCUGAUAAGGUAAGCAUCAACAACAUGAUGUUUAAGUUGUAUAUUGUUUAUUUACUGGCGUCUUGCAACAAAGCAGUGGUCGGAAAGCAUAGAUAAGGCCAACGGAGGUCAGGGGUCAUUCAUAUUAGGGUGUUUCAACAUACAACGUAAAAGUGUAUCAGUGAACAGAUGCGGUCACUAACGUGAAUGUGAUCCAUUGUCGGGCGCGGAUUGGAAUCCCCUGUGAAAAAAUACCAAUUGAACGAUCUUUCUCUCUGAGAAUUUUGCAUUUAGUGUUUGACAGAAAAACUGUACACAUAUGUAAAUUAUGUAAAGUAUCGUAUUUGUGCAAGAUUUUUCCUCUUUUUUUUUCCUGUAGGGAUUUUCUUUCGUCUUUCUUCUUUUUACUGUUAAUGAUGGAAAUGUCGAUAUUGUCUGCAAAAAUUGUGCAUUUUGGAGAAGAAAAAAAGUCAGCCAGACUAAUGUCCCGGCCAGUGAGAGGUUUUUCGGUUUUCUUGGAUGUCAAAGUGAUACUGUGACCUUUAAGAAGGAGUUUCCAUUUUUGUUGAAUGUGAUUUGCUUUUUUCUUCUGUGGAUAAAAAAAAAACUUGUAUUGAAGCCAAAAUGUAAUGUCUGGCAUUGGUGUAGUUGAGAUUGACGUUAAGUGCGCACUUGUGGUAUUUUUACAUUCUGUUUUGUGUAGAUCCAUAAUUCAUCAUUUAUUUCAAGUGAAGUUAAACCCUAUAAAGAGAAAUUGUGAGAAGAGAGAAGUAGGUUUACUAUGGAGAGUUGCCAGAUCUUUGAGUUAGUGUCACUGUCUUCUGACAAAUGUAGCUCUGAAUGAGAGAGAGAGGUCAUUACUGUUAUAAAGUUCAGUUUGUUUAUACCGAGAUGAAAAAAAAAAAGAAUGUGAAGAUUAAUGUAUAUAGACAAGGAAAACAAAUUGUCAGUGUUCAAACAGUUGUAAAUAUUGUACGACUUUUUUUUUUUUUGAAGAAGAAACGUGAAGCCCUUACAGAAGUUGUACCUUAAAAAAGGUGACCGACUAAUAGAUUCCUCUCUUUGUGGAGGGGGUAAAUGGAGUGGAUUUAGCUGUUUGCGUACUGCUCAGUUGAAAUGUGUUUGUUCCAUGCAGUCUUGGAUGUUAUUUAGGUUUCUUUCGUUCGCACGCUGGCAAAUGACUUUGUGAUGGUACCUUUUGUCACCUGUUCAUUGGAGUCCAACGUGGGGCGACACGAAGUGAUGGUUUCUUCGUGGUCGGUUUAUUUCAUGUGUUGUGCAGGGUCAUCAGCCUGUGAAAAAAAAAAGAAUUUGAGGCAAUUAAUUUAUUUUUGUUGUUGUUGAAGGCAUGGGUUUUUUGAAUUAGAUUUGGUUUCGACUGAUUUUGUCGGUGGUGGGUUUGCAUGACUUUAUAAUACUCGUAGUGGCGAGGUAUUGUUUCCCCCUCGUCCUUGUGACGACUCAGAGCCUUAUGACCCAAAUGCAUUCUGAGGUACUGCCUUGGACAUGCAUGUUCCCGCUUAACCGGUCAUUUGACGGUCAUGUUUUUUUUUCACAACCGGGGGAAAAUGGGCGGUGGUCUUGCAGUCCAACACAGAAGACCCGUAGACAGGUGUAAUGCUAAUGCCAAGUAUAUGACUGGCCUUGUGUGUGAAAAAUAUCCCAGAAUAUAUUUGUAGAAGUUAUUAGGAUUAUCUGAAUAUACUGUGUCUUACAGGUCUCUCCCUUCAUCAGAUUGGGAGAAGGUACUCAGUUAUGAAAUCUCAAGAUACAGGAAGGCAUGGGGCAAAUGUCAGUACAACAGGAUGACAUCAGUACUCUGAUAUUGAUUGAAAUAGUCUUAUUUUGACUGUUCUAACCCUAGCCUCCUUUUGCUAGGGACCCUCCUCAAAUCCUCCAAUUUGGGAGGGGGGUGAAAAAAUUAGAUUCUCCCUCAAUUCUUUGAAAUCCCCUAAAAUUUCUUGAAAUGUUACUUGGAGGUGUGCCAACUGCCUCAAUCCUUCAAAAUCCUCCAGCAAUUCCCAUCAUUGUGUUCAGGCAGUGAGAAUGGUAUUCUUGAGCAGUGUGAGUGAUUCAAAAGAAAUAUCGGGCUGGAUUUAUGCAUGAUGAAGCAAAAACAAACAACACAAGGUCUAACCCACGACCUUCAAGCAUGGAAUUUGCAAUCUGCCAUACACUUUUGCCAUUCAUCCAAAAUCCCCCAAAACUGCCAAAGGAUUUUGGAGGAUCGAGAAAGGUUAGAGUUAACGACCAUCACGUACCUGCAUGUGUGACGUGCCACUUUGAACUUUGUACAUGAGAAAUUAUUGUUCAUUCAAACCUGUAUUAUUGUACGGUGUCCCAGAAUGUUUAGCAAAGAGCUUUUUUUUCACAGUUCACCCAAAUACAUGUACUUAUGCAGCUCUGUGUUAAUGAAGAACGAAACGUUUGUGAAAACUCCACCACUGAAAAUAGAUCCCUGAUACUUUCAAGUUUUGUAUCGUACAGAAUGUUCUUUUGUAAUGGUUUUUCCACGAUUAAUAGUCUGUGUAUUUGUAAAUGUUCACCUUCGUAUACUCCUAGUCUAAUGAAAUUUUGUUGUUGAAAAGUUAUUGUAAAAAAGUGGACAAAAUUUUUUUCUAAUGGCUUAAUGAAGGGUAAAAAGCCCGAAUAUGUUGCUUGUGUUGUCAACAAGUUGUUUUAUUUAAAAAUGUGUAGUAACAUAAGAAGACAAGGUGUCGUUACUUGUGGUCUUGUUACAUCCAAAAGUGGUUUCAUUUUUCUGAGUUUGGGUUGUGAAUGUACUUGAUUUGUUUAAAACGAGAUGUGGAAAGUUUUCGUCCGCGACAUUUUGUUCGGUCACCCUCUGUGGUCCAGAGUUAAAGGGAUUGCCAGAUGUUGCCGCCAAAAAUGCACUCGUCAAAUCUUUGAUAGUCAUUAAUAUCACACUACAUCAAUUGCAAGUCUCCUUUUGAAACCGCCCUUUGAUUAAAAAUCCAACAAGUUUGGUUAUAGAAAAGAGCAGUUUACCGAGUGAUGAAGGGAUUUGGACGGUUUCCUUUGAAGUUUGUCUUGAAUGGGAUUUCGUAAUCAUUGGUUCAUCUGCAAACCUGGUGAACAUACAAGAUCUGGCUUCUUUAAAGGGUGCCGUGUGUGUCGGAGAGACCGACUUUUUUUGUGAAUAUUUUGGAGGAGGUUAGAAAAACCGAGGUGCAUGUUGGAGUACCAAAGUUGACCAGGGCUCUUUGUGUCAUGUUGUAAGUGCAAAGUAUAGACACAGAGUGGGAAACCAUGAAAUUGCUUCAUCUCCAUAUGCUGCAUUGAAUAAUUUUGCCGAUCUGCAUUGUGGUUUGUCUUUUGUUUUUAGUAAGUUGUGGCUAUGUGGUAAUCUGUCAGAACUGUCGUCCAUUUGUAAAAGGUAUGUCAAAAAUCAGGCCGAAUUGGGUACAGCUAGGGAUGGAAGAAGCAGUUGACAAUGACCUGCGUCUGAUUUUCAUCCCUUUUGACUUCUGGGAUUUUUCUUAUUUGUUUGAUGUUUUAAAAGUCCUUUUUCAAAAGACCCAAUUAAAAAAAGGUAACAUUUGACAUAGCAAGUGGUGUAUUUGACAAAUAUUGCACUUCCCAAAUCUGACGUAUUACCCACAUUUUCCCGAUUCUGACAUACUACGUCAAAUAUAUCAUGUACAAAAUGUGAACUGUAUCCUACAUUUUAGGUCAUCUCAAUGGCAUUAAACAACAGUGGUAAAAUAAAUGAACAUUGGAGUUUCCUUAAGAAGGGAGUAUUUGUACUCCCGUUAGUCAACUGUUCAAUUUGUCCUUCCAAAAAGGUAUUAAGCUUGAAAAGAUUCACAAUUGAAAUUGGUCAUUCGAUUUCCACUCUCUACUUAUGUUUUGUCUCAUCUCUGAAUGAUACAAUUGUUCACUAAUUGUAUUCCAUCCAUAUUAACUUCUUGCUUUGAUCUUAUUGAUUGACGGAGUGAGUGUACAUUACUUCCCGUAUGCAUGCAAAAUCAAGCAGUCUUGAAGAGCAGUACAUAUGUUUUCAGGUAUCGCCAUGAAUUUUUGUAGUAUGUCACCGUUUCACAGCAUUUUGAAUGGGUCCUAGCUUUCACCCUUGACUUUGGACUUGUGUGUACUGGUAUUUAUCAUGCUUUCUGGAUAUUUACAGAAUUAAAAGACGAUAACACUUGAUCAGCAACUA
Molecule: messenger RNA, 8548 nt
Organism: Acanthaster planci (crown-of-thorns starfish)
Lineage: Eukaryota; Metazoa; Echinodermata; Asteroidea; Valvatida; Acanthasteridae
Biological process (GO): negative regulation of translation
Cellular component (GO): cytoplasm; nucleus
Molecular function (GO): mRNA binding
Source: RefSeq, a predicted model, not a curated record